Molecule: messenger RNA, 1736 nt
Organism: Pogonomyrmex barbatus (red harvester ant)
Lineage: Eukaryota; Metazoa; Arthropoda; Insecta; Hymenoptera; Formicidae
Source: RefSeq, a predicted model, not a curated record
GGGGAUAAGUGGUAUCGUCGAGUGAUGAAUCUCAUUCUUCGGUAUAUCGUUCGCGAGUGCGGACGUCGGCAUCAUGUCUGAAUUAAUCACAGCAGCGGAGCUGCAGAACUUUUACCAAAAUUAAAUUUUUCAAUAAGACAUAUUACACAGUGAUAAUUUGUGUUUAAACGUACUCACUCGCAUAUAUAUAAAAUUUGUAAAUUUCUCGGAAGAAUACAUUUUAAAGUUAUAUUUUUAAAAUUAAUAAUCGGACAUGGAAGAAACGGUGGCAUUGGUCAAAUCAUGCAUAAUUUCAAAGAAAGGCGGUGUAUCAAUCGAAAAUCUAAACGAUGAGUUUCAAAAUCUCGUCGGAGAAUCAAUUCCGUAUCGCAGAUUGGGAUUCUCGAAUCUUCGUUCGUUUUUACGAACUAUAGAUGGUUUGCAGAUUACUUGGAACGAAUUUGGUGAACAAACAUUAAAGAUAAACGAUUCUAAAAUAUCUCAUAUCGACAAACUUAUAUGCAAACAAAAAGUCAAUUAUUCAAAGACAAAAAAUAAAUAUUAUAAACAAUUUACACAUAAUAAUGGCAAUCUCAAAUACAAUAACAAUGAGCGUCGAGAAAAGAACAGAUUAAUUAAUAAUAACAAUCGCAUUAAUAGACGAAGUCAAGAUUUUGCUUAUCGUCGUGAUCUAAACUUAUUUGAUGAUGCCUGUAAAAAUAAAAACUUUUUAUGUGAAGAAGAAGAAAAUCAUUAUCCAGUAGUAAUAGAAUCAAAUGAAAUAAAAAAACAUGACAAUAUAUAUGAACCUAUUGCAAACGGUCAACAAUUACUUGGCGAUGACUUCUUCCUACAACUUGCAAUACGAAAUCUUCAUCUUCCUAUUUGGAGAUACAAGGAUAGCUUAGCAUUGCACUGUGGAUUGUGUAUCUCUGGACAAAGUAUAAGCGACUGUACUCGAGCUUUAAGGAAUAUUAAUACCAUCUCCAAUCGUGUCGUAAUUCUGCUUGGUUCGGUUGAUAUUUACAAUAACGCCACUUGCGAUGAAAUGGUGUACGAUAUGACGGAACUCUUGCAAGUUCUCCGGUCUAAGUUUCACCUUUCAAAUACGGCCAUCACUAUUUGUACUCUUCCACCUUUGGCUAAUCUCAGCAUUUAUGCUUAUAAGAAACAAAGUUUGGCGUUCUUUUCCUUUAACAAUUGGAUAAGAUCUCUGGCGGAUGAUCCGUCUAAGAGAGGUCCCUCCUUUGUGAAUUAUCCUGUAAUAGAUUUGUACGAAAAAUUUUGCAUCGAUGAAACGUAUAUCACAGAUUACGACUGGUUCCAAACCCAAGCACGUAGAGUGUCCGGCACUAAACAUUCCUAUGUGUUGUGGAACAGCAAGGGACGGAAACGAGCUAUGAGCCUCAUCUGCAAAGAGGAAAAUCAUUCUAGAAGUCCCAGCUCAUUGUCGAUGCAAUGAGUUAACCGAGGACCUUCCAUUGUAUAUGUAUAUGUGUAUAUAUAUAUAUAUAUAUAUAUAUAUGUGUGUGUAUGUGUGAUAAACAUCGUAUAAAGGAGAAGCAGGGCGGUAUAUUGCGGAGAGCCUUAUUCGUUACUUACGACGAAGAACGCUUUUUUGAGGAUUUUCCAAGAUGUACCUCUCUGCUUCCUUCGCAGAUGAGUACCUAAUUAUCAGAACCAUUCACUACACAACAUUGUCCACAAUUCACAUUCACAUUAUUUGGAAGCUAUUUUAUAUAUAGGAAGAAGAAAAA